GUUGUGCGACAACUUGUCGGUUUUUCGUCGUGCUCCGCGACGAAUUAACGGGGAGAGAGAGAGAGAGAGAGAAGGAGAGAUAAAGAUAGUAAGAAAGAGAACUAGAAAAAAAGAAGGGAGAACGCAAACGGCUACGACGCGAGUAGUCGCCGCCGCUGCCACCGCCGCCAGCGACAGUCUCAGGAAAAUACGCUCGCCCUUCACUCGCCAUUCGUGUUUCCGCGGCUGCAAGAGCAACAGACGCUCCACGCAGACGUCGCCGUUCCGGGCGGUUAUCCAGAGCGGCAGCCGGUUUGGACGUGUCGUUAGUGCAUCGUACACACAUCACGCACGUGCAAUACCGAGUCGAGUCGUCGCGCGUCCCCCGCAUUACACACGCAGACACCACGCAUACGCACGAGCGCGCGCGUACCGCCCAGUGUCUCUCGGGAUCGCGGAGCGAGGAUUCGAGGAUAUAUUCGCGCAGCAGAGAGCAACAGCAGCAGCCGCGCGUGAGAGUGGUGGUAUAGUGAAGCGCGCGCGAGACGGGAAUAUAGUGACUACACGGGACGUAGCCGAGCGGAAAGGAAGAUGAGCAAAACGUGCGCCCGCUGCGAGAAGACGGUGUACCCGAUCGAGGAGCUCAAGUGCCUCGACAAGAUAUGGCACAAGCAGUGUUUCAAGUGUCAGGGUUGCGGAAUGACCCUGAACAUGCGGACGUACAAGGGUUUCAACAAACAGCCGUACUGUGAGGCACACAUACCAAAAGCCAAAGCCACCACGAUGGCGGAGACACCGGAACUGAAGCGUAUCGCUGAGAACACGAAGAUACAGAGUAACGUGAAGUAUCAUGCCGAGUUCGAGAAGGCGAAGGGCAAGUUUACGCAGGUCGCGGACGAUCCGGAGACCCUUAGAAUCAAGCAGAAUAGCAAGAUUAUUUCGAACGUCGCUUAUCACGGCGAGCUCCAGAAGAAGGCGAUCAUGGAGCAGAAGAGGACGAUGACCGGGGAGAAUGGGGAGCAGAUAGAGUACGUAGAGUACACAGACGGUACUAUCGCUCCUGCAUCGAGUAUAAACGCCAAUCCGCCGCCUGCAAGGACGGCGAAUUCGCCGGUGCAGAGGACACCAGGUAGGAUCGCCGAUUACGAUCCGCUUAGCGAGGCGAGGCCAAGCCCGUAUUCCGCAAGGCAAGCCGCCACCACUGUCAUUUAUACGAGCGACAAGGGACCAGUGACGAAUCCACCGACACGGAAAAUCGGCUCGGUCGCCGACAUCGACCCGGUGAACGAGUAUUACGGAUCGCUGACGCCAGCCACGAACAACAAUCAUGUCUCUCAGCAUCAACCACCGCCGCCACCGCCUUCAAACGUCGGGCGAGUGUACAGAGCGAUAUAUGAUUACGAGGCGCAGGAUCUGGACGAGGUGAGCUUCUACGAUGGCGAUCUGAUCGUCAACUGCACAGCCAUCGACGAGGGCUGGAUGACCGGGCUGGUGCAGCGUACCGGGCGGCAGGGUAUGCUACCCGCCAAUUACGUGGAGCCGGCGCAGAUUUGAACGUCUUUUACGUCGAGCUUCCGCUAAAUCGUCGCCGCCGCCGCCGCCACCGCAGCCACCACUUGGCUCGGGGCGGUCUCGCCGAAGGAAGAGACGGCGUUAAAGGAAAUACACGAUACAAUACUCUCGAGACAGGGCUUCUAAAUACUUGACUCUGGUCACUUGCGAGGUUAUUCGUUCGGUCGAAACGACGAGUGGUGUUACGUUGUCUGUAGUCUGUAGAAUUGAUUUCCUCCAAGUCGAUAGAAAACAAUUGGGCGAUUUGUUUCAUCUCGACACAAAUUCAUUCGUAAAAUUUGUUUGGACAAAGUCUAGUAUUUCACUCUCAAAGUACGGUGAAUGGAAAAAAAGAUUCGCCCUUUGGGAAUUUCGAAUUUCUCUCGUUGCUCACGAAUGCUCGAGGAGAAAGAUGUGUUACGCGUGAGUAUUCGAGAGAGAGAAGGAAAGAGAGACUCGACACAAGUACCCUCGCAAUUGACUUCCAAAAUGACAAAAUAUACGUAUAGUUUUUUUAUAUACAUAUACAAAAAAACACAAAUACACUUACAUUAGAAUUCCAUGGUGGGACCAAACUCCAUACAACUGCGAUAAAUUGUGCCGAGUGUAGAAUAAAAACUGGCUGACGGCUUGUGGAGUGAGUUCACGAGUCCCGGUACGAACGACAAUCAGAGAAAGAAUUGAACAGAGAGAAUGCGCGUCGUACUCGCGAUGCAGAAUUGUUGUAUAAAGCGUCUUGUUUUUUUUUUCUUUUUUUCGUUAUUAUUCGGCGUUGAGUCGGAAAUCGCUCGAUCGGCAUUUCUUCGUCUCGAUGUUCCCUCUUUGAGGCCUAAACGUAUUUAUAGUUACGAGUUACGCGAAGUUGGAAGACGGAAACGUCAAAUCGGCCGAAUCACCGGAAUUGUCGUUCCAUCGAGUUCGCGUGUUUGUUAAUCAUUUCUCUUUACCGGUGUGUGAGAAUUUUACGUUACCUGUUAUCCGAUUGCAAACUCUAACGCGUCAGUCAGAUUUUCCAUAUUCCUGAUCGUUCUGCAUUUACAGCCGCUACAUUCUUCGUCGUCUUCGCAAUAUCGUUCUCUAGUUUUCUUACCUUGUUUUUUCUCUUCUUCUCUCUUCUAUUCUUCGGGGGAUGUUCACAGAGUACUACCUUAGCCGUGAUAAUCCAAUUUCUCCUCUAACGAUAACGAAAACGUAGGAACAAAUUUUCCUUCGCGUUUCUCAAUCGGGAGAAAACGACGCAAUGUGUGCCUUACGUAUACAGGCUGUUAAUUUUAAUAGCGAUACGAAGUUCUUUAAUUGUAAUAAUGUAGAGAUACACGAGAGAUCGCGUCGGGAUAAGCGUAUCCAAGAAAGCACGAGUAAAUAUUUAUCAUGCGAGGAUAUCCUAUUGUGAUAUCGCAGAAGCGUAUUUUGACUUGUUUUUUACGCAGAUAAUUUUGAGAAUGAAAUCAUUCGCGAGAUAACGCGAGGAACAUAAGUGCCUUGCUUUCUUUUCCUCUUUUUAUUUGUCUUUUCUUUUUUUUUUAACCGCGAUCGUCAAAUUAAAUCGGUCAUCGUCGAUAUCAUCUCAUUAAACGACAAUUAACCGACAUUUACUGCAUAGCUCUUAAGUUUUCUUUUUAUCUCGUACGGUCCACUUUUUGUAAGCUUCGCUCUCCAAAAUUUGCAUUUACGUAUAUUUAUUAAAUGUAAGCUACAUCAUCCGGCGAAUCUGAGGUUACCGAGCGAUUCUUUUCAAAUCGUUGAAUUGAAGUGAAAAUUUUCAAGUGCUAAACAAUGUCGUCGGCCGCGUCGUUUCAGUGCAUGCAAGCGUGCACGACAAGGCCGAUCUUGUGAGACAGCUUCUCUCCGAGCCUGCUUUGUCGUCCGUUUUUAUUUAUUUUUUUUUUUUUUUGUAAUAACUUCAAAAUGAUGGCGGCUUUAAAUUAACGCGGUGUAAGAAACGAGACGUGCGCUGCCGUCACGGGGUGCUUCCUGAGAGUUCGUCUUGCUCCUCUCCUUCUUUUAGCAAACGCUAUUGUGUCUCCAAAUCGUUCGAUCAUGAUAUCUGAAUCCAAGUGGUUCCUCAGAUGCAACAUCGUAUCUACAUUGUAUUUACCUGAAUAGAGACGGAUUAUAUUAUAUUAUUAUAUGCACCGUCGCUGCGCGACGCGCGACGGCGCCCGGCAACGAAACGUAUGUAAAGCUGUUGUUGUAGUAAAGUAAAACUCGUUGCUCCCGCGCGUCCGUAGCGGGCGCGUCGUCGCCGCCGGCGGGGCACGUUUUAUUAUAUACAAGCGAAGAGAAUCGAUAUUUUUGGAAACACGUUAAUUCAGCACUCCCUGUAAUUAUUAGAUCGCUGACGAAAGAGGAUUUUACGGCAGAUUUUUUUUCACUGCGACAAAAUACAGAAUUAUAUGUUAGCGUUGUGUUUAGACAGAUAAUAUUCUAUUAUGAUAUCGAAUCAUAAAUAAUGAACAUGUGUACGUUAUGUAAA
Molecule: messenger RNA, 4006 nt
Organism: Odontomachus brunneus
Lineage: Eukaryota; Metazoa; Arthropoda; Insecta; Hymenoptera; Formicidae
Product: LIM and SH3 domain protein Lasp
Exons: 6
Coding region: 571-1533 (320 amino acids)
Cellular component (GO): focal adhesion
Molecular function (GO): actin filament binding
Source: RefSeq, a predicted model, not a curated record